This is a messenger RNA of Corythoichthys intestinalis (scribbled pipefish), 2309 nucleotides long. It is a transcript of the gene ftcd, whose product is annotated as formimidoyltransferase cyclodeaminase. The transcript is spliced from 15 exons. The record is from RefSeq and is a predicted model, not a curated record. The coding region runs from base 297 to 1919 and encodes 540 amino acids. NCBI's taxonomy places the organism in Eukaryota, Metazoa, Chordata, Actinopteri, Syngnathiformes, Syngnathidae. Gene Ontology annotation, molecular function: transferase activity; folic acid binding.
GGAGGAGGGCGCUGUGACGUGUACGGUAGAAGACGUCCUCUUCACUAUACAGCGUACUGUUGUGUAUGAGGACGAAGGAUUCAGCUGAUUUUGCGGAUUAAUACGUUUAUUUUUCGCAUCACGCCAGCCAAACGGCUGCAGAAAAAUCAUUCUGUAUGAGGCAGAGGCGUAUGCGCCUUUUUGGGGUAUCAAAAGGUUCCCAUUCACCGUGGAUAUUUACUCUGGGACCAUUGGACUUACGAGGAAUGAAUGGAGGUGUCUAGUCAGUUCCAGACGGAGGUCAUACUGAAAACAUUAUGGCUGCUCAGCUGGUUGAAUGUGUCCCCAACUUCUCAGAAGGCAAAAAUCAAGAGAUUAUUAACGCCAUAUCGGCAGCCAUUAGCAACACACCCGGGUGUACCCUGCUGGAUGUCGAUCCCGGAACCUCCACUAACCGGACCGUAUACACGUUUGUGGGUCCUCCUGAUUCUGUUGUGGAAGGAGCGCUGAAUGCUGCUCAAAAGGCAUUCAGCCUUAUUGACAUGAGCCACCACUCAGGUGAGCAUCCUCGUAUGGGAGCACUGGAUGUCUGUCCUUUCAUCCCUGUGCAGAACGUCACAAUGGAGGACUGCAUCCGCUGUGCCAACAUCUUCGGACAAAAACUGGCAGAUCUGCUAAAUGUGCCAGUCUUCCUUUAUGGUGAAGCAGCACGCUGCGAUGCACGUAGGAGUCUUCCAUCUGUGAGAGCUGGCGAGUAUGAAGCUUUAGCUGAUAAACUCAAAAAGAAGGAGUGGGCUCCAGACUUUGGCCCCGCUACAUUUGUCGCAUCAUGGGGUGCCACGGUGACGGGUGCACGAAAGUUUCUCAUCGCAUACAAUGUAAACCUCAUUGGGACCAAGGAGCAGGCGCAUCGCAUAGCGCUGGAUAUAAGGGAGCAAGGCAGAGGAAAAGACCAGCCAGGAAUAUUGAAAAAGGUUCAAGCCAUCGGUUGGUACUUGGACGAGGCCAACAUAGCUCAGGUGUCAACCAACAUCUUGGAUUACGAGCAAACGCCCCUCCACUGUGUCUACGAGGAGAUCUGCAAGGAUGCGGAGGAUCUGAAGCUGCCUAUCGUCGGCUCUCAGAUUGUUGGUUUGAUACCUCUAAAAGCUCUUCUGGAUGCUGCAGACUUCUACAUUGCCAGGGAACAACUCUUCAUUGUGGAAGAGGAACAUAAAGUCAGACUGGUGAUCAGCAAGUUGGGCCUUGACUCACUGGGUCCAUUCAAACCAAAGGAGCGGAUAAUUGAAUACAUGGUGGGGUCGAACGAUGAGGGCCCCCUGGUAUGUCUUUCUCUGCAGCAGUUCAUUCGCAGUGUGGGUGCUCGGACAGCUGCUCCUGGUGGAGGCUCAGUCUCUGCCGCCGUGGCUGCUCUGGGAGCAGCACUGGGUGCCAUGGUGGGCCAAAUGACUUAUGGCAAGAGGCAGUUUGAAGCUGUAGACGGUGUGAUGAGGAAACUGAUUCCACCUUUUUAUCAUGCCAUGAACGAACUGCUGGACAUGGUGGACAGAGACUCAUCUGCCUUCAACAGCUAUAUGGCCGCGCUGAAGAUGCCCAAAAAUUCUAAAGAAGAAGUAAAAAGUCGUGAGGUGGCCUUGCAAGGAGGGCUGAAACAAGCAGUGAGUGUCCCACUGGCUCUGGCCGAGAAGGUCAGCACCCUCUGGCCACCACUUAAAGAACUCGUCUUAUACGGGAACAUCGGCUGCAAAUCAGAUGUUCAGGUUGCAGUCAAAGCAUUGGAAACAGCUGUUUUUGGGGCCUACUACAAUGUCAUUAUCAACCUUAAAGACAUCACAGAUGACAAUUUCAAGAAGACGACUCAGUCCAGAGCAUCGGCAUUGUUAGAGGAGGCAAAGAACUGCGCUGCCACCAUCCUUGAAGUUGCAGACAAGCGAACCUGAGUGUUUUUUUUUUUUUUUUAAAUGAAAUUUUCCCCAAAUCCAAUAAAACCUAACGACGGACGAUAGUGGCUUAAAUGUUUGACCACAAGUCAUUAAAAGGUCUUUUCUUUGGGUCAGUUCAUCUAAGAGCCAUUACCUCAUUCACUUUUGACGUUCGUCUUUUUGUCAAGGAUGUUCAAGGCCGAAGGAGCAGCUAAUGGCGCCAUGUGUUCCAUUAGAGGCAAACGGAUUUUCAGUGAAAUGAACAAAAAGAACAUAAAAAAACAUUCUAAAUGGUACACGUGCUCUUAUAGAACAUGUAAUGGUAUUGAAGAAAAAAACUUUUUUCACACAACUGAUUAGGAGCUAUAGAGUGCAUUUAGGUUUGCUUCUUUCAACAGGUGACAAUAA